AUGCAAGGAGAUACAGUAGUGUAUGACACGGAAAAUAAAAUAGAAGAUAAAAAUACUAAGAGAUACGUUAAUACAUUAUUUUCAAAUGAACUAAACGGAAAUAAAAAAAUACACUUAAAUUCAGGGAAACUUAAAAAUUCUAAAUUAUUCAUGAAUAGUAAAGAUAACAAACUCUCAAAAAAAGAAAACGCUCAUUCCACAAAACAUUAUCCUUAUUUGAAAAAAGAAAGGGAAUUGAAUGAAAUUAUCAGUGAUGAAAAGAAUUUCAUAAUUAAAAGUGGAUAUAAGAAAGAAGAAAAAAAUGAAUCAUUUAUUCAUGAAAGUGCUAACACCAUUUAUAAUAACAUAUUUUUAAAAGAAAAAAAUUUAAAUGAUAUUUAUGAUUUUAAAAAUGCUAAUAAAAAAAAUGCAUAUAAUUCAAGUAAUUUUAUUGAAGAUUAUAUAAAAAAAAUAAAAGAAAGUAAUUUUAAUAGUGUAUUAAACAUAAUUGAUAGUGAUAUUGCAAAAAAAAAAGAAUUGUAUAAUAAAAAAGUGAUUGAAUUCAAUGAUUUUAUAUACAAGGUAGAUUGUAUGUAUUUACAAAACUGGGAAAAUGAACAUGAAAUGGCAAAUAAUGAAAUAGAAUCAUAUAUUAUUCAAGAUAAAAAUAUGGAAAACGAAGGAAAGGAGUUGUUAGAAGUCGUGGAAAACAUGAUAAGUGAAUUAAGGAAUUUAUUACAGAAAAUAAAAAAAGGCAUACAUAUUAAUAAAGAUCAAAUGUUAAAUAUACAAAAGGAAAUGAAUGUGUUGAUUACACGAUUUCAAAAAAUAGAAGAAGAAAAUUAUUAUUCUAUUUCUCAAGAGGGAGAAUAUAAAUACUUCUUAAAGAAAAUAGGAUUUCAAAAAAAAUGUAGAAAUAUGGAAUUUUAUCAAUUCUAUGAAAAGAAGCUUUCCGAAAAAAAAGGGAAAAAAUAUAACACAUUAUCCUGGAAUAACCUUAAAAAUAUUGCUAACACAAAGGCAAAAAAUGUAUUCAAAAAUUUUUCUAAUAUAUUUCCAAAACCUUAG
Plasmodium gallinaceum is the source of this 1047-nucleotide messenger RNA. RefSeq lists its product as hypothetical. The record is from RefSeq and is a predicted model, not a curated record. Lineage: Eukaryota; Apicomplexa; Aconoidasida; Haemosporida; Plasmodiidae. The coding region runs from base 1 to 1047 and encodes 348 amino acids. The transcript has a single exon.